AUGCAAGAUUCGGAUGAUAUGAGUCUUUCCUCCGGGGAUCAGAAAUUCUCUAAAUCAUCCACGAGUCAGAGCAAGAAAAGAAAGAAACGACGACACAGAACCAUUUUCACAUCCUAUCAGCUGGAGGAGCUCGAGAAAGCUUUUAAUGAGGCUCACUAUCCGGACGUGUACGCCCGCGAGAUGCUCUCCAUGAAGACCGAGCUGCCAGAGGACAGAAUACAGGUGUGGUUCCAGAACCGCAGGGCCAAGUGGAGGAAGAGGGAGAAGUGCUGGGGUCGCAGCAGUGUGAUGGCCGAGUAUGGCCUGUACGGAGCCAUGGUGCGUCACUCCAUCCCGCUGCCCGAGUCCAUCCUCAAGUCGGCCAAGGACGGCAUCACAGAGUCCUACGCCCCGUGGUUACUCGGUAUGCACAAGAAGUCAGUCGAUACUCCGCACACUUCCCCGGGCAAACCCUGCAGCACGUCCCCCCACGCUCCAAUGCAGGAGAACCCGGCGGACAAAGCCAUGGAGGUUGAGGAGGAGAAACGGAGGGAGGACUCAGGCUCCCCGAUCUCUAGAGAGGAACUGAGGGAGAACAGCAUUGCAGCGCUGCGAGCCAAGGCGCAGCAGCACAGCGCCCAGAUGCUCGGCACCGUUUCGAACAGGACGAACGGCCACACGAUGCACAAAGAGGAAGCCGAUGAUGAGGCGACAGAGAAGGAAACGGUAGAGGAGGAGAAGAGAAACUGAAAACAUGGCUGCAGGGCACAGACUGAGAGAGAAACACCUGCAGAGAGGAGUUUUCUUAUGUGAUUGAACGGAUACUGUACAAAGCUGCAGUUUAAUUAUUAUGAUCAUGAAAACACACAGAAAAACUUUGCUCAUUUGAAAAGAGGAUUUGGCUCUGCUCCGCUAAACCACUGUACGAGGAGGUGUCUGCUCCAGUCCACGUGUCCAGGAGCAGGCUGUGAUGACAGAUUUCAAUUAGGGUUAAACGGAAAAUUUAAGGCCUGCACUCUUUGUUUUCUUUUGUCUGUGUCAAUAAUUGUGAUGUAAAUACUGCAAAAAUAACGUCAAAUAGUCAAAACUGUACAAUUAUGUAAAUUUAACAUCAAUUAUCUGCGUUUGUCUUUGUAUAAAUGUAACUGUAGCUCGAUUAAAAGUUACUAUUUAAA
This is a messenger RNA of Paralichthys olivaceus (Japanese flounder), 1154 nucleotides long. The record is from RefSeq and is a predicted model, not a curated record. Lineage: Eukaryota; Metazoa; Chordata; Actinopteri; Pleuronectiformes; Paralichthyidae.